CACUGGCAUCCUGAAGCAAACAGGAAGGACCAAAAAAAUGCUUUCAAAGGUAGUUUUCCUUGCCAAGGCAAUCGUUUUAGCUAUUCUCUUCCUCAUUGCAAAGCUAGCUGUCACUUUUGGCAUCUUGGWUAACUUUUGGGAGAGUUUGUUUAACCGAUUUGAUAGCAUACGACAUGCAAAAAUGAAAAAACGCAACUACUGGGACACUCUCUUUGGAUAUCAAAUGUACUACAGUACUGUAUACACGUUGUAUGUUGACAUACAGAAAGAAGCACGACUAGGGCAACAGGCACCCAAUUCAAUGAUAGUCACUAUGAAAGGCGUUACCUGUAAGUUACUAGAUUGCCAUAAUCAUGAACGCCCUCUCGUGGUGGUUUUUGGGUCGUGUACUUGUCCUCCGUUCGUAGCCUCCUUACUCAAACUAGUYGAAGUUGAGAAAAAAUUUGGAUGCAUGGCGGAUUUUGUUCUUGUUUAUAUCGAGGAGGCGCAUGCCGAGGAUGGGUGGAAAUUUAAGGAGAACUACAAGGUAUUGCAGCACAAGACUUUGCACGACCGCAUUGAAGCUGCCAAGAUUCUAAAGUGCUACAUACCUAAGACUAUGGCUAUUUACGUGGAUUCGAUGUCCAACACAGCAAAUCUCGCUUAUGGAGCGCAGCCUGAGCGACUCUACAUCAUCGAUAAGGAGAAGGUGGUCUACGAAGGAGGGAUAGGACCGUUUUAUUACGAUGUCGAUGAGGUAAAAGACUGGCUAAACGCUUAUCAGUGUCAACAAGAGCAAUCCACUCAACAAAAUCACGUGAUGUGCUACCAAUCACAAAUCCUCUGAGUUCUAUAUCCUGAUGAAUGUAGUUAGGCUAUGAUAACACAAGAACUGAUCUUUUUCAAAAGGAUAUCGGACAAGUUCUGAAUCUUUCGUUGUAUUGGUUGGUUUGGCUAUAUAAGUGUGAGGUAUACUAAAUAAAGCCACGCCCACCGAUGAACGUAUACAACCAACAUAUUAUUAUAUCAUUUAGCUGCCUGAUGUUGUCCUUGUGGUAAAAACUACUGCUUAUCUGUAUUCUAACGAUACAUUGAGCUCAAUAAAACUGAAGUYACCCAUCUACAACGACACAACGAAUCUUUCUACUUUUAUGAGUUUUUCUUGAUUAGUGGAUGGAUAUGGUUGUCGCGUAUAAAAUAUUUAAUGUGACAACUAUUGAUUGUUGAUAAUGAUAAUUGAUUGCAUUGUGAAAUUGUACAAAAAUUAAAUAAAACUUCACGACUUCAAUGUGUUCAGUCUACUACUUGUGAAUUA
Exaiptasia diaphana is the source of this 1294-nucleotide messenger RNA. RefSeq names its product thyroxine 5-deiodinase. The transcript is spliced from 2 exons. Bases 38 to 826 code for a protein of 262 amino acids. The record is from RefSeq and is a predicted model, not a curated record. NCBI's taxonomy places the organism in Eukaryota, Metazoa, Cnidaria, Anthozoa, Actiniaria, Aiptasiidae. Gene Ontology annotation, molecular function: thyroxine 5'-deiodinase activity.